UGUUUCAGUGAACACAGCAUCUCAACUGGUCGCCAGCCCUAGUUUAAGGUGCUGGCUUUUGCUGGGAGACGCUUCAAUGGAUGAAGCGCCAUGGCCAUGAGGUAAAAGAAUAUUCAAAACCCCACCCACUCGCAUCUGCUAUUUUCCCUGGAAGGGAGCCUCUCAGUAUGCCGUUCAUAUCCAAAAUACAGCGGCAGUCUGACUACAGCCGCUUCUCUUCAACCCAUCCAAUUGUUAUCGACAAUGGGGGAUCGUAUUUUCGCAUUGGAUGGGCUGGAGAGAGCGAUCCUCGAGUUAUUUUCCGAAAUAUUAUUCAAAGACCUCGCCAUAAGAUUAGUGGUGAAACAAUAACAGUAGUAGGGGACCAUGAUCCUGCUUUGAUGAAAUACUUUGACUGUACUAGGUCAGGACCCCGCUCGGCUUUCGACAGCAAUGUUGUUUAUCAAUUUGAAAUCAUGGAAUACAUUCUCGACUUUGGCUUUGAUCGAUUAGGUGCAGAUCAACCACAGAUUAACCAUCCCGUCUUGGUUACUGAAUGUCCUUGCAACCCAAUCCAGUCUCGCAGUAAAAUGGCAGAACUUCUUUUUGAGUCGUAUGGAGUUCCAUCAGUAGCAUUUGGUGUUGAUGCGGCAUUUAGCUACAAAUACAAUCAACAUCUUGGGAUUUGCAGUAAUGAUGGCCUUGCUAUCUGCUCAGGAUUCAAUACCAGCCAUGCUAUCCCGUUUUUGAAUGGGGAACCUGUGUAUGAAGCUUGCUGCAGGACCAAUGUUGGAGGAUAUCACAUCACUGAUUAUCUAAAGCAGCUUCUUUCACUUAAAUACCCUCAUCAUAUGUCUAAACUUACCUGGGAGAAAGUUGAAGAACUAAAGAUGGAGCACUGUUAUAUUGCACCGGAUUAUUUGUCUGAAGUUCGCCUGUUUCAGAAAGGGGGCGAGAAAGCUGAAGAGAAGACGCGAUGUUGGCAGCUUCCUUGGACACCAGCUCCAGUAGAGGAGGCUCCCUCCGAGGAAGAAAUUGCUAGAAAGGCUGCUUUAAGAGAGAAGCAAGGUCAAAGAUUAAGGGAGAUGGCUGAAGCUAAAAGAUUUAACAGAAUUAAUGAUCUUGAAAAUGAAAUAGGAGAGUUAGAGAUGCUGUUGCAGAGGCUUAGUCAUGCAACUGAAGAUGAUGUUCCCUCAAUCCUUGCAAGGACUGUGUAUGCCUCAAAAAAGGAUUUAGAAUCCGCCCUAGCGAAAGCAGCAUUAUCUCUGCGGAAAGCUAAGGGAGAACCCAUUGAAGUUGUUGAGAAGAUGGAUGUUUCAUUGAGUGAGAAGUACAAUCUGAUUAAUGUACCUGAUGACAUGCUUACGCCAGAGCAGCUUAAACAAAAGAAGAAACAGAUAUUUAUCAAAUCCACGUCUGAGGCUCGGCUACAGAAAAAACAGAAACAGGCUGAGGAGGAAAUAGAACGGGAAAGAAAGAGAAAGCUCGAGGAAGAAAGGCGCUUAGAGAAUCCCGAGCGUUAUUUGGAGGAGAUGCGUGCAAAGCACAGAGAUCUUUCCGAUAAAAUAGAGCAGCGAAAGAGAUUAAAGACAAAUGGUGGGCAUAACAAUGGAUAUCAUAAUGCAUCCGGAGGAGGUGUUGGUCGUGGGGAAAGAUUGAACUCUUCCCAGAGAGAGAGGAUGCGGCUCUUGACGACAGCAGCCUUUGACCGAGGGAAGGGAGAGGACACUUUCGGCGCUAAAGAUGAAGAUUGGCAGCUCUACAAGCUGAUGAGUCGCGACAAUGACGAUGAUGAAGAUGAUAAGCCAGAUCCAGAUGAGGCUGAGUUAGCGCGCAUCUCCUCUAGGCUGCAGGAAAUUGACCCUACAUUUAUUUUCAAAGCUGAAGCAGGGUCAUCUUCAGCAGAAGCACCUCGUUUCCGUCCCCUGACAAAGGAAGACUUUCAAAUAAUACUUGGAGUUGAAAGAUUCCGGUGCACGGAAGUGCUGUUUAACCCAAACUUGAUUGGCAUUGAGCAGGCGGGGGUGGACGAGAUGGCUGGCAUCUCUAUCCGGAGGCUACCGGCUAAAUAUCAAGGGCAAGGAGUAGAAGAGAGAAUUACGAGUUCAAUCCUGGUGACGGGCGGGAGCAGUGUUUUCCCAGGCAUGCAAAGACGGCUGGAAGCUGGAAUUCGCGCCAUUCGACCGUGCGGGGCGCCUAUAAAGAUAUUCCAAGCCUCGGAUCCGAUAUUGGAUGCUUGGCGAGGGGCGUCUGUAUAUGCAGCUGCGGCACAGUUUGAGCGGCAGACGUUCAGUAGGAUGGAUUAUUAUGAGAAGGGCGAAGAUCUCCUCAGGAAUUACCAACUCGCCUACACAAUUAUUUGAUUUGAUUCACCACAUUUAGAUUGAUCCUUAUGUUGCUGGUAUGUACCUGCUAUUGUUAUAUUUAUUGCUAUUAUUCCUAAUAUAUAUAGACAUACUAGGAGGUUACUUGUAAAAUCUUUAUUUAUGUCAAACCAGUAAGUUAGGUUGAUCACAAUUUACUACGAUCCAUCUAUUGCUAGUAUUUAGUUAUGUUUUUUCGUUAAGAUAAUGUAGCAGACUAUUAUAUAUUUUUCAUCGUUUGCUUAAUUUAAUGUUUGGCUAA
This is a messenger RNA of Andrographis paniculata, 2604 nucleotides long. RefSeq names its product actin-related protein 5. The record is from RefSeq and is a predicted model, not a curated record. The transcript has 12 exons. Lineage: Eukaryota; Viridiplantae; Streptophyta; Magnoliopsida; Lamiales; Acanthaceae. The coding region runs from base 81 to 2342 and encodes 753 amino acids. Gene Ontology annotation, cellular component: cytoplasm; Ino80 complex. Gene Ontology annotation, biological process: regulation of DNA-templated transcription.